CACUCUCCCUAGCCGCCCAGUUUUUUGUCGCAUUUUAUCCAAUCUCUGUUGUUGGGUAAGUAAAGGAGAGAAAGAGAGAGAGAGAGAAGGAGUUGACAUCGAAAUGGGGAGAAAUAUGAGGAUCACAACAGCCACCACAAGCAAUCGGGCCCCUCUACUGCUCAACAAUCAUGAGGAAUCGAGCCGCCCGUCGUCGGAUCUCGAAGAAGGCAAUGAAAUUCAGCCGGGGAAUGUUGGAUUCUGUAGAGUUCUGCGGUUGGCAAAACCUGAUGCAGGGAAGCUGGCUCUGGCCACCAUAGCAUUAUUGAUAGCUUCUCUCAGCAACAUUCUAAUUGUAGUUGCUGGGUCAUUACGGAGAGGAAAACAGGCGAUCUAGAUUACCAAGAUUUCUAGCCAAUAUAUGGCAUGUAGCAAGCAAUUAUCAAUUUCAUAAAAUCAAGAGUAGAAUGAUCGAGGAACGAUCCACUUUUUAGUUUUUCUCCCCCAAAUACCGAUGGUUGUUCUCUAUGAUAAAUUUGCAAGUGCAAAGUCUUUUUUGGAUCAUUGAAUUGUACUUCUUAGCAUAAGUUAUGAGUAACUUGGGAUUACUCUUCUUCUAAUAGUGUAUUUGGGGUAGCAUGUGUGUUUUCAUGUGUUUUAUAUAUUUCUUUAGAUAAGCAGUCCUAUUGAUAUAAUCACAAGUCAAUGCGGCAAUCCUUAUUGGUUUUGACAACUUGCCUUACGUUGAAAGUUGAAACAUCACUAAUUUUGCAGCUUUUACAUAUGCACUUUCCAUUUGUGUGGGAAGGAGUAAGAACCAUAAUCUAGAGAUACCAUCAGUAGGAAAAUGAAACUGACCAGCAUGUAAGAUCUAGAAGCUGUCUACUGCCUAAUUGACAAACAGCUUGAAAUUGACAUAGACAUGAUUUCCAGUAAAAUAACAAGAAGCAGCAGCAUUUGUAGAUGGGGGAGCUUGAAAUGAUUUCUAAUACAUAUAUAUUAUUAUGUCGUUCAAUCAAAAGUUCCAUAUUCUAUGUUUCAUACUAAAGAGCAAAGCGAUCUUCAUUGCUCAUUGCUUUUAAUC
This is a messenger RNA of Ananas comosus (pineapple), 1063 nucleotides long. RefSeq names its product ABC transporter B family member 25-like. Bases 104 to 376 code for a protein of 90 amino acids. Gene Ontology annotation, molecular function: ATP binding. Gene Ontology annotation, cellular component: membrane. The record is from RefSeq and is a predicted model, not a curated record. The transcript is spliced from 5 exons. Lineage: Eukaryota; Viridiplantae; Streptophyta; Magnoliopsida; Poales; Bromeliaceae.